GAAGGCUACCUACGUUUGGGGUUUUAAGCAGCUCGGGGAGUGGGGCAAGCAUCCAUUUGCGGGGCGCUGACGGGAAUGCGGGAAAUUUGGAUCUUCAGGAUCAUUCAUUGAAUCCCGCCUUACCUCCAGAAGCUCAAGCCAGCCCUGUGAGAGAGAGAAGGUUGAGCGAGUUGGACGAAUUCGGGGCGACCAGUGCAUUUCAUGGCUGAAACCGAGCCUGCCUCUUGCUGGCUCACUCAUGCAGGCUAGGAAAAGAAAAGGAAGAGAUUAGGUUGCUAAUAAAGGUUGGUAUCGGUGAAUACAGCACUAAGCGGAGUCAGUUGUCACGGAUUUACUGAGCAAACAGGAGUAGCUAAGUACUGUGAGCAAGGGCUGAGAAGAGGAGAAGGACUGGCUUCCACCCAGAGAGCAGGCUCCUUAUCUGCCCUACUGAGAGAAGCUGAGGGACGCGCUGGAGCCCCCACCCACCCAGCCUGACCUUAGUAUGUCUGCCAGCGGUUGUAGUUUCGCAGAUCGAUGCGUGUCUGUGCUGUUCUGCAAGUUCUGCCAACAAGUGCUUAGUUCUCGAGGGAUGAAAGCUGUGCUCCUGGCUGAUACAGAGACAGAUCUCUAUUCCACAGACAUGCCUCCCAUCAGCACUGUUGACUUCAUUGGAAACUGCUAUUACACAGAAAUCUGCAAAUGUAAACUAAUGAAUGUUGCUUGUUUGAAAUGUGGUAAUGUUGUAGGCUACCAUGUGAUUGCUCCAUGCAAAUCUUGCUUGUUCUCUUGCAACAAUGGACACUUCUGGAUGUUUCACAGUAAGGCCGUUUUUGGAAUCAACAGAUUUGAUUCAUCUGGUACAGACUUCUUGCUUUGGGGCAACUUACCAGAUCUACAGGAAGGUACUGAUGAAGAUCUAUCCAGCAUCUCUGAGGAGGAAUAUAUCAGAUAAAUAUUAUCUGCAGUGCACUACAUGGUGUGUUUCUCAUAUUCACAAGAAGUAUAAAGCACUGAUCCCAGGAAGACAGUACAAAAGGAAGAAGAAAAAAAACACUUCAAAGGUUGAUACCUGUCAUCUAAAAUUAUCUGAUCUAGUAAGCAUCCUGCUACAUGAUGAGACUAAUAUGUAAAGAUGAGAAUACAGCUCUUUCUUGUUCACUUUCCAGAGAGACACUAUCUACGUGCAUAUUUGGCUUCUGAAGUCAUUUGAUUUUACCUGUUUCCUAAAAAACAGAAUUAUGAUAAACAAUAUCAAAGAAUAAGUUCCACACCCUCAUCAAUUCUGGGUAUUUUAAGAUAGAUCUAGUAGCCAUAUAAGAAAAAAAAAAUCCUGUAGUGCUUGAUAGGUGGAUAUUAUCUCCUGGCCUGCAUGGCUUCCUUUUUUCUGGGCCGGAGCCUAUGCAUGACCUCUCUUUGGUGGCCAUAUUUAAUGUUAUUGCCCAAGGAGCUGGCAGUACAGAUUCUCCUAUUGGCAGCCUUCCAGUUUCAGGUGUUAGUAUUAGAGAGGGGUAAUAGAGAGCUCUUAAAUGUAGACCUGUUUGCACAUGCUGUGUGAUUGUUGAGCUCUGCUAGGUUAGCUUUCAAGGAAACCUGAUAGUGACUUUUAACUGCCAGGGCACAUGAGAGCAACAAAUGUGGAGAUAUAGCCUGGGAACUGGCUUAUUUCCCUGCUUCUAAUGGAAAGAGAAGUUGCAAGGAAACAGUAACAAAAGAACUGGAAAGCCCUACUUUUGUGUAUGUGGGACAUAAUAAUGCACAUGAGUAACAAAAUGAUUUAAAACUAAUGCCUAAGAGGCACCAUCUCUGACUUCAGAUAUUUCUAAAGUUCUUUGCAAGAAGAGAAAACCAGGGAAUGUGAUGCUGGAAAGGAGUUUUAUAAAUGCAGGGCCAGCUUCAGUAAUAUAUUCUUCUGACUUCUUUAUUGCUGGCACAAGAGUAUUCUUUUGUAGCUAGUGGUAUAGAAUCUUUUGGAAAGAAGGCAUAGCUUGAAUUGAGUAUUCUAAGUCAAAAGCAGCAGCUAGAUAGCUACAAGUAGAACAGUCUAUUCUUUCCAAAUUGAUGAAAUAUUAUCUGGAUUUUUUUAAAAGAGAACUAAUGUACUUUUGGGAAGAAAAGUAUUGUGUAAUUAUGUUCAAGCUGUUUUAGGACUUUCAGUGCUCUAGUUUAUAGGUCACUUUAUGAGCCUAGGAUAGGUCCAGUGCCAUUUCUAGGAACUGAGUACGUAAGUUUAAAUCAACUUUUAUUUACUUGAAUGGGAUGAUCCAAAUGCACAGGGGCCAGAUUAUGCAAGAGAAAUAUUUGCUGCUUGUUUUUAUUGUCAUUUAUGUUUGCUUGCGAGAUAACCUUGGAAAAAUGGUGGUAAACAUACUGUUUGAAAUCUACUGUUCUAAACCCUGAAAAAAGCACAUACUCCACCUUUGAUAGUUCUGGGAGUCUUGGCCACUCGGCAGCUACCUACCAGUUGCAAUACCCUAUAUUCUGUUUGCUAUGUGGUACCACAUGUACAGAAUUCCAAAACUGGAGAGCCUUAUAUUUUUUUUUAAACUAGUUUUCAACUAAUAACAUUCCCAAUAUGAUGUGAACAAAGAGAAAUGAAAUUUCAAAGCCAAGCAGAAAGUCCUGAGUGGAAUUAACUCUUAUUUGGUUCAGAUUGGUUGUGUGUUGUCCUUGGCUUUCUGCUGGAAGAGAAGAUGUGAGGCCACCAUCACUCAUUAUAGCCAGUUCCAUUUUCCAGUUACUCCAACCUGCUGGAAUUAACUCUAUGCCCAUUUCUCCCAUGGAGAACAGCCUCCAGGCCCCAGAUCAGAGCUUCAACUGCAUCUCCUGUUUGGCCCAGGGACUGAAAUAUACAACUCAGUAUCAUUAGCAUAAUAGUGAUACUUGACUUUAUGCCAGUAGAUGACCUUUCCCAGUGUUGAAAGAGGGGUGAGAGAGUUUGGCCUUGUGGUACUUUCUACCACCAAUUAGAGCAGAAAGGAGAACCAUAGUGCUUCCCACUCCCAUCCUUCAAGGAUGAGCCAGAAAGAGAUCAUGAUCAAUGGUAUUGAAGGCAGCUGAGAGAUCUAGCAGGACCAGGAGUUCAUACUCCCUCCAUCUCAGUCCCACCACAAGUAAUCCACAGAAACAAUCAAUGUAGUUUCAGUUCCAUUUUCAGGCCUGAAACCCAAUUUAAAAGGGUCCAAAUAAUCUGCUUUAUCUAGGGCUUUCUGCAACUGUAGACACAUGAACUCCUUGUAGAACAGCCAGAAAUUAUCUAGAAAUAAAACUCAAAGAGACAAUUAUUUUUUUCUUCAUCAUUAAAUUCAGUGGGACUUAAUUCUCAGUAAACAUACUGGAUAGCACUGACAGAGCAGUAGAACUGUUUUAAAGAGAGAAAGAGAACCUAUACAAUUCAAUUUAAAUCAAUGGCACAAAAGCAUUUAGGUCAGUUGUAUCUUUAGUAUUCAGCUUUGCCUUGUUAGGUCUUUUAGGAGUCACCAAAAUUUCUACUAAAUUUCCCAAGAUUUGAUGGUCAUAACACAAUGUAAUGUAGAUUCAUGGAAUGGUAUGGCAGAAGCCAUGUGAAUAAAAAGGUCAAAACAAAGGAACGGGAGUGGUUAAACCUAUGCAAUAACCAGUUAAUAUUUAUUCCUCACCUUUUUAAAAUAAUUUAAAGAUUAAAUAUUUAAGCU
Python bivittatus (Burmese python) is the source of this 3653-nucleotide messenger RNA. RefSeq names its product regulator of UNG2 and MKLN1 interacting yippee protein 1 (gene RUMY1). The record is from RefSeq and is a predicted model, not a curated record. NCBI's taxonomy places the organism in Eukaryota, Metazoa, Chordata, Lepidosauria, Squamata, Pythonidae. Gene Ontology annotation, cellular component: cytosol.